Molecule: messenger RNA, 450 nt
Organism: Cicer arietinum (chickpea)
Lineage: Eukaryota; Viridiplantae; Streptophyta; Magnoliopsida; Fabales; Fabaceae
Source: RefSeq, a predicted model, not a curated record
AUGGCAGCUGAGGAUUUAGACUCAGAUGAGGUGUUGUUAAUGGCUACAACAAAAUCAGAUGAUGACCUUGACACAGGUUGUUCAAAUCAUAUGACUGGUCAUAAAGAUUGGUUUGUGAGCAUUGAUGAGAAGGUGAAAAGGGAGAUCAAAUUUGCAGAUAAUAGUUCAGUAACUGCAGAAGGAGUCGGAAAAGUGUUGAUUCAAAGGAGAGAUGGCAAACAAUCAUUCAUAUGUGAUGUGUUGUAUGUGCAAAACAUGAAGAACAAUCUGCUAAGCCUUGGACAACUUCUUGAAAAGGGGUAUUCUAUGAAGAUGGAGCAUGGUGAAAUGAUAUUGUUUGAUAGUUCAAGAAGAUUGAUCUUGAAGGCACCACUGUCUAAAAAUAGAACCUUCAAGAUUGAUAUCCAUAUCAAUGUGAACAAGUGCCUAACUACUGAAGUCAGGAAUUAA